This is a messenger RNA of Ectocarpus siliculosus, 954 nucleotides long. Lineage: Eukaryota; Phaeophyceae; Ectocarpales; Ectocarpaceae. The record is from the annotation of a GenBank genome assembly.
GUGUGAGACAUUCGGGUCAUCUUGAUAGCAAACGUAGGCAAGAGCGGGACGUUGCUGGGUUUUUAUCUGGACAAUUUUGCGUGUGUUCAUGUUCGUUUUUCCCGGUCUCGGCUUGUAUCGUAGGCGGCGGGCGGGUAAGUUGGCGAACGCUCCCAAGGGUGGGGUGACGACUAAAGGUCGGGCGGGGGUGCCUGCAUUCAUGAAGAUUGCAGCCAAUCCUCGAAGAACGGCGGCGACGGACUGAGUGUUGUUGCGAAAAGUUUCUUGAGGAGGUGGAAGAGCAAAAAUGCAAAGAGGCUGAUGCGUAUUGAUGCCUACUAUUGCUUUUAUGGUGUGUUAAAUUCAGUUUUGUAAGUUCUUGUCUUGUGCGUAUGUCCCCUCCCCCCCCCCAAGCCUGUUUUCGUUUUGGCCCCCGUGUUUUCCCUGUGGCUUUUGCCCACUGAAGGUUGAUUAGGGAGGCAAAGGCGGGGUUUCGUGUUUUGUGUGGUGCCCCUGCUCUCCAAUGCUGCACACGGUCUUCGUAGGGUAUUCCCUCGAGUUUUAGUACUGUGGGGAUACGAAGGCAGUGGGUCUAUACCAUAAGGUUCUCUUGCUCGACGGCUUGUCGCCAUCCCCUCUUGCUCUUUUUUUCUCGCGUCGCGUUGCGCUGUGGCCACAUGUCGCGAUUGCCGUCCCCGUGUUGUUGGUGCGAUCCGGCGUUGUUGUGCUGCUUCCCAGUUUUAUUUUAUAAAAUUAGUAUUCUGUGGGCGUGGCGUUCGUUUUCAUUACCUUGCUUGUCGGUGGAUUUUAGGUUGUUUUUCGUUGGACGGGGUCUAUUUCGUUAUUGGUUCCGUCGAAAGCAUUCAUUUCGCUUGGAAAUGCGGGGUUGAAAACUUCCGAGACUAACAAAAGGCGGCGACACGAGCCAAAGCCCGUUCACGAGGGCACGGUCAAACUUUCUUCCCUUGGGCUUCU